CGCUACAUUUGAAAUCAAACAGCCAAAGUGAAAACACUUCAGCAAACGAAAAAUAAAGCUUGCAAUUCAGAGUGACAGUUGAAAACCGAAAAGUCUUUACCAAGUGAAGUAGAAAAGGAAAAACUCAAAAAAUUGAAUUAAGUGAAAACUAUCCAUAAGAACACGCAGCCAAGUUUAAGCCAUAAAGCAAGAGAAACAGCCAAGAUGCCAGCCAUUGGAAUCGAUUUGGGCACCACGUACUCCUGCGUGGGUGUCUUCCAGCACGGAAAGGUGGAGAUCAUCGCCAACGACCAGGGUAACCGUACCACACCAUCGUACGUGGCUUUCACGGACUCGGAGCGCCUCAUUGGAGAUGCCGCCAAGAACCAGGUGGCCAUGAACCCGAAAAACUCGGUCUUCGAUGCCAAGCGUCUGAUUGGACGUCGUUUCGACGAUUCCAAGAUCCAGGAGGACAUGAAGCACUGGCCGUUCAAAGUAAUCAACGACAAUGGCAAGCCAAAGAUGAGCGUCGAGUUCAAGGGAGCGGAGAAGCGCUUCGCUCCUGAGGAGAUUAGCUCGAUGGUGCUCACCAAAAUGAAGGAAACUGCAGAAGCCUACCUGGGCACUGCAGUGAAGGACGCUGUCAUCACCGUGCCGGCCUACUUCAACGACUCCCAGCGCCAGGCAACAAAGGAUGCUGGCGCCAUCGCUGGACUCAAUGUGCUCCGCAUCAUCAACGAGCCAACCGCGGCCGCACUGGCCUACGGCCUGGACAAGAAUCUGAAGGGAGAACGUAAUGUGCUUAUUUUCGAUCUGGGCGGUGGUACCUUUGACGUCUCCAUCUUGACGAUUGAUGAGGGAUCUCUGUUUGAGGUGCGCUCCACGGCCGGAGACACCCAUCUAGGUGGCGAGGACUUUGACAACAGAUUGGUUAACCACUUUGCCGAGGAGUUUAAGCGCAAGUACAAGAAGGAUCUGCGCUCCAACCCACGAGCACUACGUCGCCUUCGCACGGCAGCCGAACGCGCUAAGCGCACCCUUUCCUCCAGCACGGAGGCUUCUCUGGAGAUUGACGCCCUUUUCGAGGGACACGACUUUUACUCCAAAGUGAGCCGCGCCAGAUUCGAGGAACUGUGCGGUGACCUCUUCCGCAACACACUGGAGCCAGUAGAGAAGGCACUCAAUGACGCCAAGAUGGACAAGAACCAGAUCCAUGACAUAGUCCUGGUUGGAGGCUCAACUCGUAUUCCCAAGGUUCAGAACCUGCUACAGAACUUCUUCGGCGGAAAGAGCCUAAACUUGUCAAUCAAUCCGGACGAGGCAGUUGCCUACGGAGCAGCCAUCCAGGCAGCCAUUCUGUCGGGCGACGAGAGCAGCCAGAUCAAGGACGUCCUACUGGUCGAUGUUGCCCCGCUAUCGUUGGGCAUCGAAACCGCUGGCGGCGUAAUGACCAAGCUGAUUGAACGCAACAGCCGCAUUCCGUGCAAGCAGUCCAAGACCUUCACCACGUACGCCGACAACCAGCCGGCGGUGACCAUUCAAGUGUUUGAGGGCGAGAGGGCUCUCACCAAGGACAACAAUGUGUUGGGCACCUUCAAUCUGACUGGCAUUCCGCCCGCACCCAGAGGAGUGCCCAAAAUCGACGUUACCUUCGAUUUGGACGCAAACGGUAUCCUGAAUGUGACCGCCAAGGAGCAGGGCACUGGAAACGCCAAGAACAUAACCAUCAAGAACGACAAGGGUCGUCUGUCGCAGGCGGACAUCGACCGCAUGCUCAGUGAGGCGGAGAAGUACGCCGAGGAGGACGAACGCCAUCGCCAGCGGAUCUCCGCCCGCAAUCAACUGGAGAGCUAUGUGUUCAGUGUAAAGGAGGCGGCCGAAAAUGGUGGCGAUCGCAUCAGUGCCACCGACAAGAGUACUAUUCUGGAGCGCUGCAGCGAGGCGGUGAAGUGGUUGGACAGCAACACCACCGCCGAGAAGGAGGAGUACGAGUACAAGCUGAAGGAACUGACCCAGUUCUGCAGCCCCAUCAUGACCAAGAUGCACCAGGGUGGUGGAGACGGGCAGCAGGCUCCAAACUGUGGACAGCAAGCAGGCGGUUACAAGGGUCCCACUGUCGAGGAGGUGGACUAAUUCAAACAAAGUCCCCUUAUGUUGAUCUCAUAACCAAAAAUACUCGAGUAUCUAAAAAUAUCUUAGUUCCAAUAUGCUAUUAAGUAGUAUUAAUAAAUAUUAUUUAUAACUUGCCAAAGCA
Molecule: messenger RNA, 2233 nt
Organism: Drosophila erecta
Lineage: Eukaryota; Metazoa; Arthropoda; Insecta; Diptera; Drosophilidae
Gene: Hsp68
Product: heat shock protein 68
Exons: 1
Coding region: 205-2112 (635 amino acids)
Biological process (GO): protein refolding; cellular response to unfolded protein
Cellular component (GO): cytoplasm
Molecular function (GO): ATP-dependent protein folding chaperone; ATP hydrolysis activity; misfolded protein binding
Source: RefSeq, a predicted model, not a curated record